Molecule: messenger RNA, 1713 nt
Organism: Aspergillus pseudotamarii
Lineage: Eukaryota; Fungi; Ascomycota; Eurotiomycetes; Eurotiales; Aspergillaceae
Exons: 2
Coding region: 1-1713 (570 amino acids)
Molecular function (GO): ATP binding; metal ion binding
Source: RefSeq, a predicted model, not a curated record
AUGGCGUGUGCUCUGGCCCAAGAUCAAGAGCGGCUAAUCAGACUCAUCAUCCCGCUGGCAAAGGGAUACAUAGUCAGGUCGGAUAUUAUCCCUAUACGUCUUCACGAUUGCUUGCUUGUUGAACAUAUAGAAUCAUUUGCAAAACCAUUACAACGCUACGAAGGUGAAGCCACCCCUAUUGUAAAGGACGACAUCUCCUUGUCGGCGAUAUUCGCUACGGCUGCAGCCUGCAUACUUAUGCGUCCGGUACCUCCGGUUGACCUGGAGACUGUAUCUUUGGAGUUAGACGAAGAACUUGAUAAUCGACUCUCAUUCCCAUGGAUUAUUCCAGAGGCGGCCCGUCAGAGGACGCUCGUGCUCGUCGACGCGAACAGCUCACACCCGGACGAUGGACUUGGCCUUUACACCGCUGCCGCGACGCUAGGAAUCAGCUUGGUCGUUUUGGAUGAUGCCGGACACUGGCUCGGAAGACCCGAGAACGCCCAUGUAUGCGAGGCUUUCAUUCCGACGCGAUUGACCAACCCUCCAGAGGAGGAUAUGAAAGACCACAUCCUCGCAUCUAUACGGGCCUAUGGUAAGCCUGUAGACGGUAUCGUCACCUUUGCAGACACCUAUUGGCCUCAAGUCGCCGAGGCCGCCAAGGUCAUAGGUCUGCCAACCGCAUCACCAGAGGGAUUCAGGAUUGCCACAAACAAGUAUCUUACAAGCAAAUUCGCCGGCCAUCAAGCAUAUCGUGCGUCGAGCCUCGCCCAAGCUAUCACGGUAGCCCAGGAGCACGACCUGCCUUAUCCUUUAAUCAUUAAGCCCUGUGGGGGGUGGAGCUCGGAAGGCGUAUAUCGUGUCGAUUCGCGUAGCGCCCUCGAGGAGGCAGUAAGCGCAAUCAUCGCCUCCCGUCACGGGCCCGAGUUCGUCAUUGAGCCCUAUUGUGACGGACCCGAGGUCGAUGUCAACCUUGUGCUACAGGACGGGGAGCUGCUAUUUUUCGAGGUAUGCGAUGAUUUACCAAAGUCAGCCGAUAUCAAUGGACCAAGCGUUGGUUCUUUGAUCAACUUUCAUGAGCUGUGCAGUGUUUAUCCCUCAAGUCUACCGGAGGCAGAGAUUGAAUUACUGCGCGAAACCUUUCUGGCCAUGUUGCUGUCGCUUGGUCUACAGAGCGGGGUGAUGCACCUGGAAGGACGGAUAGAGAACUCCAUGGUCAAGUAUACGACUGAGGAUGGGGUCAUGGUGCUCUCCCCACGGAGCAGUGACAGUGAUCGUACACCAAAGGCAUGGCUGAUCGAGAUCAAUCCUCGCCCUCUAGGAAUGACAGGCUCCCAGAUCGUCGAAUCCACCUACGGAAUCGACUACUGGGGCUUAGCAUUGCUCUCGGCCGUGGGUGAUGCGACUCGCGUUCGUGCUCUUGCCCACCCAUUCCUCAAGGGACCGCAAUAUACCAGUGUUAUGGUCUUCAUUCCGGCUGACUUUCCCUCCUCCUGUCAAGGUAUCUUUGAUUCGGACGACAUCUGCGCGGAUCUUAUUGCACGAAGACCUGACCUUGAAGCAUGCAUUAGUAGAUGCGGUUGUCUUGUCAAACGAGGGCAACAUGUUCCGCAUCCAAGUACUGGUCGGAACACCUUUCUCGCUUACUUCAAUGUCUAUUCAAGGAGCAGUCGUGAAGAAGCAUUGAACAUUGCCAAACAGGUUCGAGAGUCAGUUCUAUAUACUUUUAUUUGA